CUGCGCUGCCCGCCGUCCGCCGCGCGCGGGUCCCCGGCCACUGGAGGAUGGGCGCCAGCGCCCCGGGGCCGCGCCCGCCGCGAGUCUGGCGUCCGGCCGGCGCCCCGCGCUCAUGGACGGCGGCUCCCGGCUGGCGGCGGCGCGCCCGCGGGCUGUGAAUGCGACUCGCCCCUCGGCCGCGCUCCCCGCCCGCCCGCCGGGACGUGGUAGGGGAUGCCCAGCUCCACUGCGAUGGCAGUUGGCGCUCUCUCCAGCUCCCUGCUGGUCACCUGCUGCCUGAUGGUGGUUCUGUGUAGCCCGAGCAUCCCGCUGGAGAAGCUGGCCCGGGCGCCGGAGCAGCCGGGCCAGGAGAAGCGCGAGCACGCGUCUCGGGACGGCCCGGGGCGGGUGAGCGAGCUCGGGCGCGCCGCGAGGGACGAAGGCAGCAGCGGCCGGGACUGGCGGAGCAAGAGCAGCCGCGGGCUCUCGGGCCGGGAGGCGUGGAGCAGGCAGAAGCAGGCCUGGGCCGCCCAGGGCGGGGGCGCCAAGGCCGGGGACCUGCAGGUGCGGCCCCGCGGGGACACCCCGCAGGGGGAGCCCUUGGCCGCGGCCGCCCAGGACGCCACCAGCCCAGACCUGGCGCCCACGCCGGAGCCUCCCGAGGAGUACGCGUACCCGGACUACCGCGGCAAGGGAUGCGUGGACGAGAGCGGCUUCGUGUACGCCAUCGGAGAGAAGUUCGCGCCGGGCCCGUCGGCCUGCCCGUGCCUCUGCACCGAGGAGGGGCCGCUGUGCGCGCAGCCAGAGUGCCCGCGGCUGCACCCGCGCUGCAUCCACGUCGACACGAGCCAGUGCUGCCCACAGUGCAAGGAGAGGAAGAGCUACUGCGAGUUCCGGGGCAAGACCUACCAGACUUUGGCCGAGUUCGUGGUGUCCCCGUGCGAGCGGUGCCGCUGCGAGGCCAACGGCGAAGUCCUGUGCACAGUGUCAGCAUGUCCCCAGACUGAGUGCGUGGACCCCGUGUAUGAGCCCGACCAGUGCUGCCCCAUCUGCAAAAACGGUCCAAACUGCUUUGCCGAAACUGCUGUCAUCCCAGCUGGCAGAGAAGUGAAGACUGACGAGUGCACCAUCUGCCACUGCACCUACGAGGAAGGCACGUGGAGGAUCGAGCGGCAGGCCAUGUGCACGAGGCACGAGUGCAGGCAGAUGUAGUGCUUCUCGGAGCGGGAGCCGCACGCGCGCUUUCCAGAGUAGUCAGUCACUGCUGUGACCACCCGGAUGACUCUGAGGACACUUCCGACGAGGAACCGCGGAGACUGGUUGGUGCUUCUGCUUUUCUUGGUAACAAACACUGCAAGAGAAGGCAACGGAUGUAUUCCACACACCAUCAAGGACCUUGGGCAUAAAAUCCCUCUCUAAAUAAAUGUGCUAUUUUCACAGUAAGUACCCGAACGUGCACUAUUAUAUAUUAAAUGUAUUUCUAUAACCCCUCGAUUAGAGAGCGUAUAUAAAUGUUUUCUAGAGGUACAGAUUAAAAACACUGUGUUGUCAACCGUC
Messenger RNA from Oryctolagus cuniculus (rabbit), 1536 nucleotides. It is a transcript of the gene VWC2, whose product is annotated as von Willebrand factor C domain containing 2. Gene Ontology annotation, molecular function: protein binding. NCBI's taxonomy places the organism in Eukaryota, Metazoa, Chordata, Mammalia, Lagomorpha, Leporidae. Gene Ontology annotation, cellular component: AMPA glutamate receptor complex. Gene Ontology annotation, biological process: negative regulation of BMP signaling pathway. The record is from RefSeq and is a predicted model, not a curated record.